UUUAACACAAUGCAACGCUGGCGGCCUCAGUUGAGCCCGGGACUGUAGCAGAGAGUGCAGCCACAGCAUGGAUGUCAAACUGCUGCCACUGAUGCUUCUGUUGGCCGUGAUCACACAUGGACCGAUCAGCACCGCAAAGCCUAUCAGUCUGGUGGAGCGGUGCUGGUGUCGUUCCACUCUCAACACGGUUCCUCAGCGCUCCAUCAGAGAGCUCAAGUUCCUGCACACGCCCAACUGCCCCUUCCAAGUCAUUGCCAAGCUGAAGAACAACCGGGAAGUUUGCAUCAACCCUGAAACCAAGUGGCUGCAGCAGUACUUGAAGAACGCCAUUAACAAGGUGAAGAAGUCCAGAAGGCGUAACAACAAGAAGAACUAAGUCCGAGGAACGUUUUCUACCAGGCCAAGCAUCCUGGGGUCCAACCUGUGUACCUCUCUACCACUGCUAUGGAUGUAUGUAAACACGCUGUAUGUACCCGUCCACUUCUCUGGACCGCUUGCACAACCAGCACUUCGACGCCAAUCUGUGCCGCCACCCGACAUGGGCCCCUCUGGACUUCCACUGACUCGUCCCCCACGCUCUAUGGUGGCACCAAGUGCAAUUAAAGCCUAGCUUGGGAUAACGGACGCAUCAUGAUGUUUAUUGUGUCUUAGUGAGCGCUAGGUCAACGCGUGUGUGUGUGCGUGUGUGUGUGCGUGUGUGUGUGUGUGUGUGUGUGUGUGUGUGUGUGUGUGUGUGUGUGUGUGUGUGUGUGUGUGUGUGUGUGUGUGUGUAGAAAAAAGAGCAUGUGGAGCUUUCUUUCCUAUUGGCAAGUGCUUAUGGGGAGAGAAUCAAGUCAGAUGUCCUAUAAACAAUAGGCCCUUUUCCACCAAAUGUUUGGUUCCUGGAUCUAUAGGUUCCUGUAGAAGUGUGUGGUUUGUGUUUCCACCGCAUUUCACAGUUCAGGUUAGUUUAUACUAGAGACGUCCGAUAAUAUCAGACUGCCGAUAUUAUCGGCCGAUAAAUGCUUUAAAAUGUAAUAUCGGAAAUUAUCGGUAUCGGUUUCAAAAAGUAAAAUGUAUGACUUUUUAAAACGCCACUGUACGGAGUGGUACACGGACGUAGGGAGAAGUACAGAGCGCCAAUAAACCUUAAAGGCACCGCCUUUGCGUGCCAGCCCAAUCACAUAAUAUCUACGACUUUUCACACGCAAAGGUGAAUGCAUGCAUACUUGGUCAUCAGCCAUACAGGUCACACUGAGGGUGGACGUAUAAACAACUUUAACACUGUUACAAAUAUGCGCCACACUGUGAACCCACACCAAACAAGAAUGACAAACACAUUUCGGGAGAACAUUCGCACCGUAACACAACAUAAACGCAACAGAACAAAUACCCAGAACCCCUUGCAGCAUUAACUCUUCCGGGAUGCUACACUAUACACCACCCGCUACCCCCUAGCCCCCCCCCACCUCAACCUCUUCAUGCUCUCUCAGGGAGAGCAUGUCCCAAAUUCCAAUCUGCUGUUUUGAGGCAUGUUAAAAAAAAUAAUGCACUUUGUGACUUCAAUAAUAAAUAUGGCAGUGCCAUGUUGGCAUUUUUUUCCAUAACUUGAGUUGAUUUAUUUUGGAAAACCUUGUUACAUUGUUUAAUGCAUCCAGCGGGGCAUCACAACAAAAUUAGGCAUAAUAAUGUGUUAAUUCCACGACUGUAUAUAUCGGUUGAUAUCGGAAUCGGUAAUUAAGAGUUGGACAAUAUCGGAAUAUCGGAUAUUAUCGGACAUCUGUAGUUUAUACAAAUCAGGCUUAUGACGUAUGGACAGUGGCGGGCCGUGCGUUUCACACCUAGGCCUUCAGUGAUGUCCGACUUCAAUGAUUAUCUCUCAAAAUACCAUCAUUGAUGUCAUUGCUGGAGAAAUACUAUACUGGAACGCGUUUACGCACUACCGGGCAUUGUACAAAACGGGUUAUUUUCUGGCGCAUUCAAAAAUCAAUAAACCCGCAUCAGCAAUUAAAACAUAUCUUAUGUGGUAAGAACUCCGAAAGGUUCUUCAAGAACUAAAUCUACCCGGGUAGUUUUAGGUGGGAACACAGGGGGAACUUUAAGUGGGGAAGUUCCUAAAAAAAAAAAAAAAGUUCCUGCGGUGGAAAAGGGCCUAUUCAAUAUAUUCUUUGUUGGCAGGUAACAAUAACAACUCUCCCAAUGUCUUUUAAAUAAGCAAAUAUUUACCGCUGGAUCAAAUGUGUUAAGUAAAUAUGAAAGUGGCACUCUUAUAAAAAAUGUUGUGACAAGCACUGAUCAUGUGGUGCAACAACUUUAUAUUUUCAUGUAAAAACUACAGGUAGCAAUGUGUUCAUAUUCACUAGCUUGCAAAUUUAUGGCAAUCAAAUGUGAAUUAUAACAUGUUAAUGUCAUCGAGUGCAGACAGACGGAUUGAAUAAGUGGAGUAUUGUCAAAGUUAAAGUACCAAUGAUUGUCACACACACACGAGGUGUGGCCAAAUGAUUCUCUGCAUUUGACCCAUCACCCUUGAUUACCCCCUGGGAGGUGAGGGGAGCAGUGAGCAGCAGCGGUGGCCGCGCCCGGGAAUCAUUUUUGGUGAUUUAACCCCCAAUUCAAACCCUUGAUGCUGAGUGCCAAGCAGGGAGGUAAUGGGUCCCAUUGGUGUAUAUGUAUUGUUUAUUAAUGCAGAUUUUGCUGACUGAACAUAUCGCUAUAGAGACCAAAUAUUUAUUCAGUGUCACAAGUACAAACCUCAGCAAAACAAUCGCAAUUCUGAACCUGUUUUUUUUUACCAUUUUUACACGGCAGCGGAGACUGAAUUGUUGACAAUUUGAAAAAAUAUUGUCAAAAAGAGAACGUCCAUGACGGCAAAAAGAAAGUUUGGAUGAUUUUUUUUUUUAUACAUAGAAAUAUAUAUUUUUGAGCCACUUUAUUACCUGUUAUUUCUUGGGAAUGUUACUGUUUUAUUUUUAUAUUGUAUGUGUUCUCACUGAAUUGCUUUUUUUUUUUUUUUUUUUUAAAUGCAACAUACAUUACUGGUCAAUACUACAGCAAAUGAAGGCUAGAAUAUUUUAAACUUCCAGCAGUAUUAAGCUACUGUGCAUUACGUUCUGAAUUCCAUUUCUAGUUAUUGGUUCCAAAACAAUAUGCAACGCAGAAAUCAAAAGAUUUUUUUUUUUUUAUUUCAACAAUGUUGCUGCUCAAACGCAAGUUAAUUAAAUACUGUCCUCCUAU
Nerophis lumbriciformis (worm pipefish) is the source of this 3213-nucleotide messenger RNA. RefSeq names its product chemokine (C-X-C motif) ligand 12b (stromal cell-derived factor 1) (gene cxcl12b). The record is from RefSeq and is a predicted model, not a curated record. Gene Ontology annotation, biological process: immune response; chemotaxis; defense response. Gene Ontology annotation, cellular component: extracellular region. Gene Ontology annotation, molecular function: chemokine activity. NCBI's taxonomy places the organism in Eukaryota, Metazoa, Chordata, Actinopteri, Syngnathiformes, Syngnathidae.